Messenger RNA from Seminavis robusta, 1137 nucleotides. Lineage: Eukaryota; Bacillariophyta; Bacillariophyceae; Naviculales; Naviculaceae. The record is from the annotation of a GenBank genome assembly.
AUGGCAAAUACAACAGUGUCUUCAUUUGCGUGUUUCCUCUUGGCACUGUUGGCGGUGUCCAACACGACCGUGGUUUUGCUGCAGUCGGCAACUUUUAGCAAAGCCUUUGUGACCAAAGAUUUUUACUCCGUCCGGCACAUGAUAAUUGUCACGGAAUGCCUCAAAUUCUUUGUGGCUGCUCUUUUGGAAGAGCACCACAGCAACUGGGGCCUCAAAAAGUCCUUCCAACAUCAUGUCAUUGGAAAUCCAUGUGAUGCCAUGAAAACGGCUAUUCCUGCAUUUCUCUAUUUUGCCCAAACCUAUCUUCUCUUUGAAGGUCUUUUCAAUCUCUCCGCUCCAACAGUUCAAGUGGCGAAGCAAAGCAAAAUCCUCAUGACAGCGCUGCUCUCGGUCAUCAUCCUCCAGCGAAAAUACACAUCAGUACAGUGGACGUGUCUUGUGACGCUGGCGUUGGGGAUAUCCCUUGCACUUAUGCCGAGAUAUUUCAGCACUGGUCCUCCCAGGCAAGGAUUUCUUUAUGGCAUCACCGCUGUUUUGUUGGCUGGCUUGGCCAUGUCGUUUGCCACUGUCUACUUUGAAAAAGUCCUCAAGGAUUCUUCUAAGGAAGACAAGGAAGCCAGCCCUUUGAUACUUGAAACAAGUCAAGACAAUAACCUUCCACCCGCUUCCCUCUGGAUGCGUACAAUGCAGCUGAGCUUUUUCUCCAUCCUCAUUCCCAUUGGGAGAUACAUGUUUGAGGGCUCUGAGGACCACAAUAAGCCCUUCUUGCAUGGGUUCACUGUUUGGGUGUGGGUUCUCGCGAUUCUGAAUGCACUGAUGGGUGUUCUGAUUACCGCAGUCAUCAAGUAUGCCGACUCUGUCCUCAAAGCAUUGGCAACUUCCCUUUCAAUGGUUUUGACCACACUCUUGGACGCAGUGUUCUUUGGGAGACAGCUGGCCCCAACCUUCCUGUUGGGGAUGCUCUUGGUAGUUGGAUCAGUAUUGUGCUUUUCGUUUCAUAUUGAUCGUGUUCCCUCUCGUCCCCUUUGGGAUAUCCUGAUGAGCCAAUCUUUGGCGGCCACUAUUGGUCAUCCUUGGGGAAAGGAUGGCAACCGGAAUGCGGAAGAUUCCCUCUCUGCUCCACUAUUGGUAAUAUAG